This is a messenger RNA of Solenopsis invicta (red fire ant), 1623 nucleotides long. RefSeq names its product ataxin-2 homolog. The transcript is spliced from 5 exons. The record is from RefSeq and is a predicted model, not a curated record. NCBI's taxonomy places the organism in Eukaryota, Metazoa, Arthropoda, Insecta, Hymenoptera, Formicidae. Bases 121 to 1488 code for a protein of 455 amino acids.
AAGUCACAUCCCCGUCGUCGAAAGGCUCCUUUUACGUGGCCGACUAUAAAGUUGUUCUGGUGAUCGCGCGCCCGCCUCAGAAACACUCCACCCUCGAACGAAUCGACCAGCUUUCACGCCAUGAAAUUGCACGUUUUAUUACUGACGGCACUUCCCAUGUGCCUGGCUGAAUUCUCAAUCCAGGGGCCUAGCGACGGACACCGACGGGCUCAGGGUCUUAAGUUCAGCGAAGAGAAAGGAAUCGAAUACACAGAUGCAAGUGAGGGUGGGGGAGCGGGAGACUUCACUAUUCAAGGUGCUACUGAUGGUAAUAGCAACUUCAGGAUCCAAGGUGCUACGGACGGGCACUCGAAUUUCCAGAUUCAGGGACCUUCGGACGGUGGAUCGGCGACUUACAAUGUAGAAGGACCGAUCGAUCGAUACGGUCAGCCCACGGCAAUCCAGGGAGCUUAUGAUGCUAAUCAAGCUUAUGAUGUUAAUCAAGCUAACGCGAAAGCGCUCCAAUACAACGAUCCCAGCGGUUACAGGGUAAAUUGGAGAUCGUACGAUCGUCAAGCACGUCCGCAAGCUCAGCAGCAAAUACAGUACGCUGAGCAAGUCGCGGCGCCGGUUUCGCGACCCGCGCCCCGACAACGAGCGCAUCAACCACGAGCGCAACCGCAACCGCAACAGCAACAGCAAGUUGCGGAAAUAGCUCCAAAUUACAAGCCGUAUUCCAACGCACCGCCGCAGAUUCAGCAACUGCUCCAGUUCCAACAGCAAAUUCCGUACAUCAAUAUAAUUCCAGAACCUUACAGAUUCGACGAAGAGGCUGCGGUACGAGCUCAAUCGCAAGCAGUCCGGGAACACCUUCAAAAGUUGGCACAAGAGGCUGCAACCGCGCCCUUACCUGAGCCUAUACUCGCGUCUGCAGUCAAAAGUCCUCGUCAAAAGUCCCCGCGGCCACUUCAGGAGCGUCCAAUCCUGGAGCAAUCGUCACGCGGCCACUCUAGAAGCAAACGUCAGACUCAGCAGCAACAUCGCAGGAUAUCUCAGCCGCCGGCGGAGCCACAGCCUCAGUAUUCGACUAAUCUGCCUAAUCAUUUGCGCGAAUUGCUGAAAUUCCAGGCGCAAACGCCGUACAACAUCAUCGCUAACCAGAUCGUGUACCGUCCAGACAAGCCGUACGUUCCACAACCCGUGCAGCCGCCACAACAGCAGCAGCAGCUACUGCAGCCGCAGUCUCACUCUCAACUUCAGCCUCAGCCUCAACUUCAGCCUCAAUCUCAGCUGCUUCAGCCUCAAUCUCAGCUGCUUCAGCCUCAAUCUCAGCCGCUACAACAAGCGCAGUAUCAAGGUCAGGGUGGCGCUUACCAGGGUCAGGCUAGCGCGUACACGCAGGCUCUUGUACAGCCUUCGUACAAUCAAAACCAGCAGUAUCAGAAUCAGCAGCUCGGCUAUAACCAGCAGCAGCCUGGCGUAAGACCCGUAACCGAGAAUCAGUACUGAUCGCCUCCAAGGUGUCUUUAUCGUCAAUCUUUCCGGCAGGGCUGGAUUCUACUUUAUAAUGUGAUAAAUUACACCCGAGUUUUUCCUAACAUAUAAUUUGAUUAUUAAAAAAAAAUAAAUUUAUUAAUAGAUAAA